Pungitius pungitius (ninespine stickleback) is the source of this 2156-nucleotide messenger RNA. RefSeq names its product ATP binding cassette subfamily G member 2 (JR blood group) (gene abcg2d). The record is from RefSeq and is a predicted model, not a curated record. NCBI's taxonomy places the organism in Eukaryota, Metazoa, Chordata, Actinopteri, Perciformes, Gasterosteidae. Gene Ontology annotation, biological process: transmembrane transport. The transcript has 15 exons. Gene Ontology annotation, cellular component: plasma membrane. The coding region runs from base 1 to 2007 and encodes 668 amino acids. Gene Ontology annotation, molecular function: ABC-type transporter activity; efflux transmembrane transporter activity; ATP binding.
AUGACGGAGAGAGGCUGCCACAUCAACGUCGCGAUGACCGACGACGUCGGCACCAACGGGUCGGCCGGGUCAAAGGUCGCCGCGGCCCUUGACCAGAAGAAGCGGCCGCGCGGCUCCACCGUGAGCUUCCACAACAUCCAGUACAAAGUUCUGCAGAGGAGCGGCUUCUUGUGCAAAAGGAAAAGCGCUCACAAGGGGAUACUGUUCGACCUCAAUGGGAUUAUGAGACCGGGCCUCAACGCUAUUCUCGGACCUACUGGAAGUGGAAAGUCCUCAUUCUUGGACAUUCUGGCUGCAAGAAAGGAUCCUUCAGGUCUCUUGGGAGAAGUUCUCAUUGACAAAGCACCACAGCCUCCCAACUUCAAGUGCCUCUCUGGCUACGUGGUUCAGGAGGACGUGGUCAUGGGCACCCUGACAGUGAGGGAGAAUCUUAGCUUCUCCGCCGCACUGCGCCUGUCCAGCUCGGUGCAUCAGGGCGAGAAGGAGGCUCGAGUCAAUCACCUCAUCAAAGAGCUGGGUCUCACCAAAGUGGCCGACUCCAAGGUGGGCACACAGAUGACCAGGGGGAUCUCGGGGGGAGAGAGGAAGAGGACAAACAUCGGCAUGGAGCUGAUUAUUGAUCCCUCGGUCCUCUUCCUGGACGAGCCGACCACCGGACUGGACGCCAGCACCGCUAACUCUGUGCUGCUGCUGCUGAAGAGAAUGGCCAGCGAUGGGAGAACCAUAAUUAUGUCCAUCCACCAACCGCGAUACUCCAUCUACCGCCUGUUUGACUCUCUGACCCUGCUGGUCGGUGGUAGAAUGGUUUAUCACGGACCGGCGCCAAACGCUUUGGACUACUUCACCGGCAUCGGUUACCUCUGUGAGCCCCACAACAACCCGGCGGACUUCUUUCUGGAUGUCAUUAAUGGAGACUCCGCCGCCACAAGCAUGACCAAAGCCCAUGGCUCUGAAGAUUUGGACUUUGAGGAGCUGGUCAGAUCCAGGCAGAGCAUCCAGGAGAACCUGGUGGAGGAGUACAGGAACAGCAGCUACUCCAGCGACACGAGAGCCGAGCUGGAGCUCAUCGUCCAGGAGAAGAAGUGCUUCUCGUACUCGACGGCUCACGCCAUCACCUACAACAGCUCCUUCUGCCACCAGCUGCGCUGGGUUCUCAAGAGAACCUUCCAGAACCUCAUGCUGACCCCACAGACGUCUGUGGCCCAGCUCGGGGUCAACAUUUUCCUCGCCCUCGUUGUUGGAGCCAUUUUCUUCGGGGUCAAAGAGGAUCAGAGUGGGAUGCAGAACAGGAUGGGGGUCCUCUUCUUCAUCACAAUCAACCAGUGUUUCAGCACGGUGUCUGCAGCGGAGCUCUUCAUCAUGGAGAGGAAACUGUUUGUGCACGAGUACAUCAGUGGCUACUACCGAGUGUCCGUCUACUUCCUCUCUAAGAUCCUGGCGGACAUCGCUCUGCGCACCAUCACCUCUGUCAUCUUCAGCAGCAUUGUCUACUUCAUGAUUGGGCUCAAAUCCACAGCUGCGUCCUUCGCCAUCUUCACGCUGACCGUGACCCUGGUGGCUUACACAGCCACAGCGUUGACCAUGGCCAUUUCGGCUGACCAGAGCAUCGUGGCCCUCGCCAACAUCUACAUGACCAUCACCUUUGUUUUCAUGAUGAUUUUUUCAGGUCUCCUGGUGAACUUACCCAGCAUGAAGGCCUGGCUGGCCUGGUUGCGGUACUUCAGCAUUCCUCGCUACGGCUUUGCAGCCUUGCAGAUCAGUGAGUUUGUGGGUUUGAAGUUUUGUGAUGAGGCUCUGAUCCAAAACGCCAACAUGUCCCCUGCUGGUACAAACCGCAGUGUGAGCACAGUCGGCCCGACAUGUACAGGGGAGCAGUAUCUGGACUACUUGGGAAUAGAGCACACCGCCUGGGGACUGUGGGGAAAUCAUGCGGCUCUGACCAUUAUGAUGUUCAUAUUACUCAUCGUUGCCUAUUUGAAACUCCGCUACAUCAAGAAAUUUACUUAAAUGUGUCAUUGUGUAUCUUUUUAUUUUUGUCUUCACUGAACCAGGACAAUAGCUGCUCACCGGGUACUUUUCCUUCCACAUGAUAGUACACCAUUAUCAAGUUAUUAGCAUAAUACUCUUGUAUCUAAAUAUGGUAUAAUAUGAGUAUU